AUGUUCAAUACCGAUGUCCACGCUCCACAAGUAGAAGAUAUACCUGAAGAAGAUCCUUCACCAAAACAAGCUUCUACGGUUGAGGAAAACGCAGAUUCACCUGGACUGGCAGAGGUUAUAGAGAGUGUGAAGUUGUUGAGAAAAAAGCUUAGUGAAGUAUUAAAGGACAUACACGAGAAGCUCGAUGCACAAGAUAAAAGAAUCAUAGUUGUUGAAGCAUUUGUGAAUAAUACACAAGAUAGUGUACCUGAUAUGGAUGAUGAGUGGAGAUGUAAUGAUGUUGGUUAUGAUUUCAGUUUUGAUAGGGCUGAAAAAUAUCAAGAAGGAGCAGACACUACUGGUAAAGGAGCAGGAAGUGUUGGUAAAGAAGCAGAAGCAAGCAAAUGA
This is a messenger RNA of Arabis nemorensis, 387 nucleotides long. The record is from the annotation of a GenBank genome assembly. Lineage: Eukaryota; Viridiplantae; Streptophyta; Magnoliopsida; Brassicales; Brassicaceae.